AUGGAGACGCAGUACCGGGCAAGCAUCACGUUCGCCAUCGACAACAACCAGGGCCCCGUGACGUACAGGCUCUACACAAACCCCGUCUUUGUCACCCCGCCGCCGUGCCGGGAUGGACCGCACCCCAUCCACCUGCGCGACCUGUCGCGUUUCCAGAAAAACAUCUGGUCCGCCGAGCAGCUCAAGGACCACACGGCUGACGACCUCGGGCCGGACGAUGUCCUGACCAUCAAUGCGACAGGUACGGGCGCGGAGGUCCUCGCGAGGGCCUGGUGCUCGGAGAACGGCAAAUGUGCCGUUGUUCGUCGAGCCAAUGGGCCCUGUUUCGUAUGUGCUCUGCGUGCUGCUGACAUUGGUGUCUUGACAUUGGUGUCUUGA
This is a messenger RNA of Sporothrix schenckii 1099-18, 378 nucleotides long. RefSeq lists its product as uncharacterized. The record is from RefSeq and is a predicted model, not a curated record. Bases 1 to 378 code for a protein of 125 amino acids. NCBI's taxonomy places the organism in Eukaryota, Fungi, Ascomycota, Sordariomycetes, Ophiostomatales, Ophiostomataceae. The transcript has a single exon.